AUGGCCUCUGUUCGCACUAUUGCAAGCUUGGCCCUGGCGCUCGGCGUCGCAGCUAUUCCUGCGCCCGCUCCCAUACCCGAAGCUGCGCCUGCCUUGGUCGACGACCUUUCACAACUCAAAGUCAAGGUCGCACCCUUUUCUCUUUCACUAUUGCCCCUCCAAAGCAGCAUCGCGGUCAAGGGUCCAGACGUCUCCAUAGCUCUGCCGAGCAUUGAUGUCAAGUCGGAUCAGGGUUCUCCUACGGCCAAACUUCUCCCGCGUGUGACGGCGCUUCCAAACGUGCAGCUUCCCAAGAUCCCACAGGUCUCGACCAAGCUAGAUGGGUUGUCGCUCUCAAUCACUCUACCGGAUUUGAGCAUCCCGAGUGUGGCGAUUCCGACGCUGCCUCCGAUCCAGACCCCUGCGCUUCCUAUCCUCAUGGCGACAUCACCGACGUCUCUAGGUCUGCUUCUUGCGGGGACGCCAAUUGCUCUACCGACUUCGAUACCCCGCCCUUCUACUUUUCUUCCAGAAAAGCCAACUACCUUGUUGACUCUGGUUCCCGCCCCUUCAGGAUUCCUCACCUGCGCAACCAUCCUCUGCAGAGAAGGUUAUGUCUGCCGGGAAACGGAGGGCCGGCCCGCUUGCGUUAGCAGGACUCCAUGCGGCAAUGUUUUCUGCCCGUAUGAUACUAGCUGCUGCAACGCUAGCUGUAGUGUCUGCACGCCUAAAGGUGUCAUGUGCACCCAGCAGUCCUGCGGCCACCUCCCGUCAAACUCGACUGCACCACUUAAGCCAUCUGGAGACCCGGGAAUCCGUUCUGUUCCUGUUGUCGAUGAGAGCCCGCAGUAA
Colletotrichum spaethianum is the source of this 831-nucleotide messenger RNA. RefSeq lists its product as uncharacterized. The record is from RefSeq and is a predicted model, not a curated record. Bases 1 to 831 code for a protein of 276 amino acids. NCBI's taxonomy places the organism in Eukaryota, Fungi, Ascomycota, Sordariomycetes, Glomerellales, Glomerellaceae. The transcript has a single exon.